UCUUUUUUCCCUUGUCUGUAAAAUCUUUCCCUUUAAAACCCGCGGCCUUCAUUCCCCUCUUAUAGUCUUAUUUCUUCCCCACCGAUCUCUCUCGCUGGACUAAACAGUCUUCUCAGACGAGACUCCGUUGUUUUAAACCUCUCCUCUGUAAAGUAGAAGGAAAAGUGUUUUUACUUUUUGUUUAGUUUUAAAUAAUGAUGGACGAAAAUUCAGCUAUGAUCGAGCAAAUUCUCAGAGAAUUUGAAAACGAAGACGGAAAAAACGACGACGUCAACGAAUGGCAAACUGUGUCGUAUUCAAAACGGAAUCGGAAGCCUUCGAAGCCUCUUCCUCCUGGUGGUUUUUCUGAUCUUUACAAUUGCGGCGUCUCUUCCGACGUUUUCAGCUCGAUCCAGAAACAUUCUGACGAUCGCCGUCGUCGCGCAGCCGAAGCUGCUGCGGCGGCGAAAGCGGAGGCUGCAGUUUCUUCUGCUGUUUCUAAUGGAGUGAAGGUUGAUGAUGAAGAUGAUAGUGACACCGGUGGCGUGGAGGAGAACGGUGCUGUGGAAAUUAAGAAGGUGAAGCCGAAAAAGCCGAAGAAACCGAAGGUGAUUGUAGCCGAAGCUGCUUCGAAGAUCGAAGUCGGUGAUCUUACUGCUUUUCUUAUUGACAUCACUAGCUCUUAUGAGACCCAACAAGAUAUACAAUUAAUGAGAUUUGCUGAUUACUUUGGAAGAGCAUUUGCUUCAGUGAGUGCAGCACAAUUCCCCUGGUUAAGGCUUUUCAAAGAAUCUACCGUUUCGAAAUUGGUUGAUAUUCCGCUUUCGAAUGUACCGGAAGAUGUCUAUAAGACAUCGGUUGAUUGGUUGAACCGGAGAUCUUUGGAUGUCUUAGUAUCGUUUGUGUUAUGGUCGUUGUACAGUAUACAGGCUGACCUUGCUAGUCAUCAAGGAGCUACUAAGGGAUCAAAGAAAGUUCCCCAGCCAGCACUAUCGAAGUCUCUGGUUGCUAUAUUUGUGGUUCUAUCCAUGGCACUAAGAAGAAAGCCUGAUGUUUUGAUCAGUUUGGCACCAAAGUUGAGGGAAGAUCCAAAAUAUCAGGGACGGGAUAAAUUGCCUAUCACUGUGUGGAUGAUUGCUCAGGCCACACAAGGAGAUUUAGCUGUGGGCCUGUACAUGUGGGUACAUGUUCUGCUGCCUAUGCUAAGUGACAAGUCAAGUUGUAAUCCUCAAUCUAGAGACUUGAUUUUGCAAUUAGUAGAGAGAAUAAUUUUCUCUUCGAAAGCCCGUCCUAUUUUAGUUAAUAGUGCUGUCAGAAAGGGAGAUCGACUGGUGCCACCUUCUGCUCUUGAUAUUUUGAUGAGACUCACAUUUCCAGCACCCUCAGCUCGAGUUAAGGCAACUGAGAGGUUCGAAACUAUUUAUCCUACUCUGAAGGAGGUUGCCUUUGCUGGUUCUCUUGGAAGUAAAGCAAUGAAACAAGUUGCCCAGUAGAUACCGAGCUAUGCUGUAAAAGCUACCGGAGAAGGUCUUCCAGAAUUAUCUAAGAAAGCAAGUGAUGUUUUUAUUUGGUGUUUAACUCAAAAUCCUGAGUGUUAUAAGCAAUGGGAUGUGCUUUAUCUCGAUAAUCUCGAUGCAAGUGUUGCUGUUUUGAGAAAGCUUGCUAAUGAAUGGAAAGAGCAUUUUGCGAAACAUUCUACAGUUGAUUCUUUGAGGGAAACUUUAAAAAGUUUCAGGCAGAAGAACAAGAAAGCAGAAAUCGAUGCAGAUGCAUCAUUGAAGGAGGCAGACAAGUACUGCAGGUUGCUUAUAGGACAUUUUUCGAAUGGACAUGGAUGCUUGAAAGGGUCGAAGGACCUUGAUUUUCUGCUCCUCUGUCAUCUUCUUCGUCAUCGAAACAGGUACAUUUCUGGAAUUUGGAUGCUGGACUCGGUAUGCAGAGGACUCAGCCAGUUUUAAGGCUAAUAAGUUAUUAAUUUGUGGUUUCAAACUGCUAUUGGUUAUUCAAUUUUGAAUAUAAGAUUUUUAACACUGUGGUAUAAUUCUGUUUUACAGUUUAAUCAUUUUAUUAUUGUGGUUUUUUUUAUACUCGAUAUUAAUUAUUUCAGGAACCGAAUUAAGAAUGA
Molecule: messenger RNA, 2104 nt
Organism: Gossypium arboreum
Lineage: Eukaryota; Viridiplantae; Streptophyta; Magnoliopsida; Malvales; Malvaceae
Exons: 12
Cellular component (GO): endoplasmic reticulum; Golgi apparatus
Source: RefSeq, a predicted model, not a curated record